AUGGACGCGGCAGGCGCGCCCAUACCGCCGCCGGACGCGUCGUCCCCGCCGCCGUACGGCGGGCAGGGCACGGCGUCGUUCCCGAUCGCCAUCGUCAUCGCAAUCGGGUUCAUGGUCACCUCUCUCAUCCUCAUCAGCUACUACUUCCUCGUCGUCCGCUGCUGGCUCCGCGGCGGGGGCCCGCCGGCGGGUCGGGCCUGCUGUUCCACCGCGCGCGCCGCGACGACCACCACCUGGUGGAGCGAGUCUCCGCGGUCUUCUUCACAGACCAAGAGGCCGCCGAGCUCCCGGGCGGGCUCGACCCGGACGUCGUCGCCGCGCUCCCCGUCGUCAGGUACUACCGCCGCCGGCUGCCCGCUCUGCCGCACCGUCGUCACCGGCGGCGCCGUCAUCCCGCUCGCGCGCGACGACCACGGCGCGUCCUGCCGCGACUUGCAGCCGCUCGGCGGCGAUACGCGGCGCAUCGACGCCACGGGGAGGGUCGGGUACGGGAGCUCCUGCAGGUUCCCGACCAAGACCGGCGCCGCCGCGCAGGAGCCCAUCACGCGCUCCUUCUCCAUGGACUGCUUCGCGGGCGGCCUCGGCCGGAAGCCGCAGACCAAGGAGCCUUCUACUGCUGGCAGCUCGGAGGAGGCCGGCCCGAGCCUUGACGCCAGCGCCGGCAGUAGCAGCAGCAAUAACGUCGCUGACCGCGGCGCUGGCGAGACGAGCGGCCGGUUCCGGCGGCUCCUGUCGUCGUUCGGGCUCGGCCGGAGCUCGCGGAGCACGGUGCUGCCGAUCCACCUAGACCCCUGA
Messenger RNA from Miscanthus lutarioriparius, 795 nucleotides. The record is from the annotation of a GenBank genome assembly. Lineage: Eukaryota; Viridiplantae; Streptophyta; Magnoliopsida; Poales; Poaceae.